This is a messenger RNA of Adineta steineri, 5835 nucleotides long. The record is from the annotation of a GenBank genome assembly. Lineage: Eukaryota; Metazoa; Rotifera; Eurotatoria; Adinetida; Adinetidae.
AUGGAUAGUGAAACGAAUGGUCGUGGAAGCCGUAACAGCAAACAUUCUGAUUCGAACGAUUCACCGUUGAUGUCGCACGAUUCAGCAUUCUCAAGAGAAACAUUAAAUUCGAUUGAAUCCGAUGAUGAAAAUACAAACAAUAUCAAUACACCAUCUCCAACACGUUCAAAAAGUAUUGAUGGUCGUAUAAGUCGAAUAAAUUCCACAGUACCACCGUUUAGUACAACUGCAACAAGCGUCGAUCGUUUUAAACAUGGGAUACGAUAUAUAACUGAUGGAUUUAUUCGUAAAAUUAGUAAACAAAACAAUGUUACUCGUAUUCGUUCUUUAAAUUUUAGUAAUUUACGUGAUAAAAAAAUUCGUUAUAUAGAAAAUCUUCAAACAUUAAUUAAUUUAGAAAAUCUUGAUUUAUCAAAUAAUCUUAUUGAAAAAAUUGAUGGAUUAAAAACAUUAAAAAAACUUAAAUAUUUAUCAUUUGGAAAUAAUUUUAUAAAUACAUUGACGAAUUUAGAAGAAUUAUCUCGAUUAGAACAUCUUGAUCUUCGUCAAAAUCAAAUAGAUACUAUACCAAUAUGGUUUGGAAGAAAAUUAACAUCAUUAAAAAUUUUAAAUCUAGCAAAUAAUCAUAUAGCAUCAUUUGAUCAAAUAGCACGUUUACGUACAUUAUAUGAAUUACGUGAACUUUACCUACAAGGAAAUGGUAUUGAUAAAAAUGAACAUUAUCGUUUACUUGUUAUAUCAUAUGUACCAAGUUUAAUAAAACUUGAUGGACUCGAUAUUACUGAAGAUGAACGAAAACAAGCUAAAGAACAAUUUAUUCAACAAGAAGUACAAAAUUUACUUCAUGAACUUGAACGUCGUGAUAAUGAAUGUCGACGUUUAAGUACACAAGCAACAAAUAGUGAACAAAAAUUAGAAAAAACAAGUGAUAAACUUCAAUCAAUUGAAAGUAAAAGUAUAACACAAGCAAAAGAAAUUAAAGAAUUACAAGAAAGAUUAAAUGCUAGUGAAGAACUUCUUCAACGUAAAACUUCGUUAUUACAUCAAUCAUGUGAAAAACAAUGUAAACUCGAACAAGAAUUAGCUUUUUAUAAAAUUGAUUUAAAAUUCGACAGACUUGAUUUUUCGACACAUUUAAAUCGAAGGAAUAGUUUAAAUCAAAGGACUACAGAUGAUAGUCCUUUCAUAACAAACGAUUUUAUAGGAGAUGAAGAAGAAGCGAAAUUAAUACAUGACGAUGAACGACAACGAUCUGAAAGCACAACCCAUUGGCAAUUCGCUGAAGUUCAACGAAUAUUAGGUAAUGCACCAGAUGGAAAGCUUCUUCAUACUGAGGAUGAAAAAAUUUAUAAUGAAAAACUAUUACAAUUAGCUUUUAAUGUUAGUCAAUUAACAUCUUUAAGAGCUAAACAACAUAUUAUUGAAGAACGUAUACAAAGUGCAACACAACGAAAUGAAUCCCAUGCUGUUAUCGAACAUCUUUCGGAUGAUUUGAAUAAUUUACAAAGUGAAAUUAUGAAUAAAAUUAGUGAUGUCCAAGAACUUAAACUUGGUCUUAGUGAUCUUCGUAGUGAUCAAGGAGUUGGAUUAGAUAUGGAUUUAGAACAAGUUACUAUUGAAUUAAAACUUGAUGAAGUAGUCCGACAACAUAUUGCAAAAUUUAAAUCCGAAUCAACUAAACAAUCAAAAGAAUAUGAAGUUGUUAAUGAAACAACACCAUUUGAACAAAAUUCAACUGAAGUUAUUUCAUCAUCAGGUGUAUCAGUACAUGAUCAAUCUAGUGUAACAACACGUAUCCAAUUACUUGAAAUAGCUUUAGAAGCUAAUGUUGAACAACUUCGUACAAAAGAAAUAAGUGAACAAGAAGCACAGAAUAAAGUAAUUGAAUUAAAAACUGCACUUCAACGUGAACAAAAUCAAGCACAUGAACGUAUUUGUCAUAUUGAAGAAAUGGCUGAACGUGAAAAACAACGAAUAUUAAAACAUCUAGAAGAUGAGAAACAUUUUACACGUGAUAUUAUUGAAAAAUCAGAAACAAUGAUUGACCAGCUUAAACGUGAAUUAAGUAGUGAACGUAAACGUAAAACUGACGAUCAAAAAACGCAUGAUGCUUUAAGAGAUAUUUAUAAAAAAAUAGGACCAAGUCAAGGUAAAACAUUAACAAAGUUAAAUAAUAAUGCAACAUUUACAAAAGACAGCACUGAAGAAAUAGUUGGUGGUAGUGGUGAUGAUGAUGGUGAUACAACAGUAUAUCAUAAAGAUGAUCCGUUUUUUGCUUCAACACCACGUGAUCGUUCUUUAUUAACUGAAGGCAACGAAAGUUCAGAUUCUAAUGCACUUCAACGUCAACUUGAAGAACAACUUCGAGAUGAUAACGAUGAAUCUUUAUUAAUUGAUCAACAAAGUGAAACAAAUAAGUCAAUAGGAAGAUCUCGUUCAUGUUUACCACCAUCACCUAAACGACGAACAAAUAAAAACUCGUUAUCAAGAACAUCAUCAGCAUCGGAUAAAAUUCAAUCAUCGAUUUCAAAAACAGACUCAAUAUCGAAUGCGGAAGAUGACGAUGAUAAUGAUUUACUUUUUCGUCUUCAUGGUUAUAUUAAAGCUGGUCAAGCGAAUAUAUCUGGUUUAGGUGAUCUUGCACGUCUAACAGUAAAUGAUUCAGGAUAUUCAAGUCAACAAACAGGACGAGAAACAAGUAUUGCAAAUGAUAAAUUACAAUCUCUUCUUUCUACUCAACCAUUUUCUUCAUCUAAUAAAUGUUUCAUUGAUCCAAAUCUAUUUAAUCGUGAAUAUACAGUUGGAGUUAUUACAACAAAUUCUGAUCAACAACAACGUUAUUAUGAUCAAUCAAAAGUCGGUAAUGUUACAUUAUAUCCAACACCAGAUGGCUAUAUUCUUGGACCACAUUCAAUAACUGUUCCACAAGAAAGAUUAUCUUCGUAUACAAAUCCAUCUCCAUCACAUUCGUUAACACAUACGGAUUCUCAAUAUUUUGCAUAUGUUAAUAUUCCACCAGAUGCACUUUCAUCAAAUCGUCCAGCAGCAACACGAAAUAAACGUGAUGAAGUACGUUUACAAGGACCAGUUAUACUUCGUCAUGAUACAAUCUCGAAAUCUGAAGAUGUUUCUCCAGUAUCCGUUAAAGUUCGUAGUUUAAAAUUUCCUGAUGUUGACCAAAGUCCAACGACUGAUUCGAAUUUAAUUCGUCGAGAAAUUGAUCGAACAUCAGAUGAACUUGAUUAUUUAAAAUUAAAAUUACAACGUACAGAAAAUGAUUUACCACAUAAUAAUCAAUUACAUUUAUUAAAACAUACAUUAGAACAUCAAACAAGAGAAAUUGAACGUGUAAGAAUAAUUCAUCGAGAAAUAUUAAAUAGUGGUCGUGAUAGUGAAGCAAAUCUUCUUGAUUUAUGUCAACAAGUUCAACGUAUACAACGAGAUGUACAUGAACAUCUAAGUCCAUCACUUUUACGUCUAAUAGAUGAAUCUUCACGAAUAAAUCCGGGUAAAUUAAUACCAUUAUCAUCAGGUGAUGGUCACUGGUUAUGUACUGUUCCACGACAUGCUGAUCUUGAACAGAUAAUAGCUGAUCUUGAAGCAAAACUUGAUGAACAACGACGAGAAAUAACUGAUACAAAAUAUGAAAAUCGUCGAUUGGAACGAUCAUUAGUUAGAAAAUCGGUUAGAAUUGAGGGUCUUGAUUUAGCAGCAGCACAUAAACGAUCACGAUCUAUUGCUGAUUUAACUGAAAGAGAAAGUCUUCAGGAUGAUAUUUUUGUCUUGGAACAACAACUUCUUCGAAAACAACGUGAAAUUGCAAUUUCACAAGAACAAUUAAGAGAAAUGACAUCAUUAUCUCAAAAUGUUGUUCAUGAUUUAAAAACUGCUCGUCAACAUCAAACAAUUGCAAAACGUGAAACAAAAGGUCUUCAACAAAAAAUCGAAAUAUUAACUCGAAAAUUAUAUAAAUUAACAAAUGAUACAAAACGAGCAGAAGAAACUCUUACAAAAACAUCAAUGAAUAUUCAAUUAAUGGAUAAAGAAGAAACAAAAUUAGACAAAAUAAUUGAUGAAAAACGAGCUUUAUCAAUUGUUCUUGAUGAACAACUUUAUGCAUCAUUUAAUUCAUUUAAUUCUCUUAUCAAUUCAUCUAUGAAAUGUUUACAAGAAUUAACAUCAGCAACAACUGAAGAUGAAUUACAAUUCAAUUCAUUACCAGCACCUUCAUCACAAAUAAAUUCAACAUCAUCAAAUAUACCACCAGAAGAAAUGCAACGACAAAUUUCACAUAUGAUCUCAGAAAAUAGUCGUAUACUUUCACGCUAUCAUACAAUGUUACAACAACAAAAACAAAAAUCAACAACAUUAAAAAAUGAAUUAACAGAAAAAGAAACAACUUUAGCACAUAUUAAAUCUGAAUUAGAUGCUUACAAUGAACAAUUACGAAAAAAUGCUCAAGAACUUUUACAGGAUAAAAAUGUUUUGGAAGAAUUAGAACGUGUUAAAGAAUUAAAAGCCGAUAAAGUAUCUGAACUUGAACGUCUCAUUGAACGUCGUCAAACACAAGAAAAACAUGCACAAAAAGAAUUAGAACAAAUAACAAAUGAACAACAACGUUUAAAAAAACAAUAUAAAGAUGGUUUAUCAGAAUAUGAUCAAUUAAAACAUAAUAUAGAAGCUGAUCGACAAAUAUUAGCUGAAAUGAAAAAUGAAUCAACACAUUUACGUGAACAAAUUAAAACAUUUCUUGAUGAAAAAGAACAAUUAGAUGAAGCAUGUGAUUUACUAGCUAAAAAAUGUGAAGCUUUACAUAAUGCAUGUAAAGAAAAAGAACAAAGUAGUCUACCAGGACUUAUAUCACAAAUUGAUGAAAAAUUAACAGUAUGUAAAAGUUUAGAAGAUGAAGUUAUUAAAUUAAAAUCUGAAAAAACACGUUGUUUGGAAGAAGUUACUGAAAUGAAACAAAAAAUUGAAAAGAAACGUAUGGAACUUGGACAUUCAUCGAAUGAUUUUAGUUUAGAACAUCAUGGUCAAGAUUUACAACAACGUAUUAGACGUAGUGAAUUAGAUUUAGAUAGACUUAAUGGUAAUAUUGAUGAACGUAGUCGGACUUUAAAUGAAUUAAAUACAAUGAUUGCUUAUACUAAAAAUAUUAUGAAAAAUAACCCACCAAAUGAAAAUCGUCGAAAUUUUACACAAGGUUUAUCAUCCGAUUUUCCAAUUCUCGAUCAACGACAUCAACAAGAAAAUGCAACAUAUUAUGAAACUAAAAUUCAACGAUUAACAACAACUCUUAAUGAUAAAGAACAAGAACUUCGAUCAUCAAAUAUGCAAUUAAUAAUGGCAAAAGAUGAACUUCUACAAAUGCAAUAUAAAGUACAAAAUCAAGAAGCAAAUGCUGAAGCUGUACGUAAUUCUAUGCAAGUUGAAUUAGAUAAAUUAAAACAUUGGUUACAAAUCUAUGAAAAUCGAAAAGCAAUAUUACGCCCACAAUAUCAUGAAACAUUAAAAGAAUUAGAAUUAAAAUUACAUGAACAAGAAAUGUUUUAUAGAAAACAAAUUAAAGAUCUUGAUUCCGAAAUGAAAAGAAAACAUCAUGGAAGACCAUCGGAUGAUUCAGGAUUCUUCAGUGAUACAACUAUAGGUGAAAGUCGUAUAUCUCCAACAGUUGAUGCUAAUGAUACAUCGAUGUUACGUGAACAAAUUCAAAAUAUAUUCUCUCAACAUACUCAGGAAUUAGAUAAAUGUAAUUCAAAAUAUAAAACGAAUUUAUCGAAUCUUAAAAAUCGUCUCCAUGAAUUAGAAAAUUCUACAACAACAACGACCUAUUAA